Molecule: messenger RNA, 1046 nt
Organism: Gossypium raimondii (Peruvian cotton)
Lineage: Eukaryota; Viridiplantae; Streptophyta; Magnoliopsida; Malvales; Malvaceae
Exons: 5
Coding region: 1-1044 (347 amino acids)
Molecular function (GO): RNA binding
Source: RefSeq, a predicted model, not a curated record
AUGGGUCUAUUGCAUUAUUUCCUUGGUCUUAAAGUUCAUCAGGCUGAAGAUGGUAUUUUUAUCUCACAAGGAAAAUAUGCCAAGGACCUUCUCAGUAAGUUUGGCAGGCUUAAUUGUAAGCCUGCAAUUACACCCAUGAAUAUUAAUGAGAAAUUGCAACAAGAAGAUAGAGGAGAAAUGGCAGAUGCUAAAAGAUUGUGUGGGUUCACAGAAAGUGAUUGGGCAAGUUCGUUGGAUGAUAGACGAAGUGUUUCAGCAAAUGUUUUCACUCUAGGUUCGAGAGUGACCACCUGGAGUUCGAAAAAGCAAGCUACAGCAGCAUUGUCAACUUCAGAAGCUGAGUAUAUAGCAGCAACCUCAGCAGCUUGUCAAGCUAUUUGGCUAAGAAGAGUGUUAGCAGAUCUUCAACAUGAGAAAAAGGGAGCAACGAAAAUAUUUUGUGACAACAAAGCAACUAUUACCAUGACAAAAAAUCCAACAUUCCAUGGCAGAAAGAAACAUAUAGGCAUUUGCUAUCAUUUUAUACGCGAUCUGGUUGCAAAGGAGGAGAUAACAUUGGAAUAUUGUAGCACUCAAGAUCAGCUGACAGAUGUGCCGACCAAGUCAUUGCCCAAAGAGAAGUUUUGUUAUUUUAGAGCCUUACUUGGUGCAAGUGGACGGGGGUGGUUGGUGUCAGAGAGCAGGUGGCGUCGGUGGCUGCGAGCAAAGCUAGGAGCGGCGAUGGCAGAAGACCAAAGAUACAAUAUGGGUGUAAUCCCAACCAGGAAAAGCUUGGCUCUAUGCGAUUGGUUAUCAGUGUCAUGUUUUUGUAGGCGUAGGCUCUCAACUGUGUUGGUGCACCUAAAGUUUGCAGAACACUUGAAAGAAGCAGUCACGAACGUUGAGCAGGGACACAUUCGUGUCGGUCCAGAGACAGUGACAGACCCUGCAUUCCUUGUAACAAGGAACAUGGAAGACUUCAUUACAUGGGUAGACACGUCGAAAAUACGGAGGAAGGUGUUGGAAUACAAUGAGAAGUUGGAUGAUUAUGAUGCAAUGAACUGAAA